Messenger RNA from Neocloeon triangulifer, 1933 nucleotides. It is a transcript of the gene tral, whose product is annotated as protein LSM14 homolog B. NCBI's taxonomy places the organism in Eukaryota, Metazoa, Arthropoda, Insecta, Ephemeroptera, Baetidae. The transcript has 9 exons. Gene Ontology annotation, molecular function: mRNA binding. Gene Ontology annotation, cellular component: P-body. Gene Ontology annotation, biological process: cytoplasmic stress granule assembly; P-body assembly. Bases 119 to 1747 code for a protein of 542 amino acids. The record is from RefSeq and is a predicted model, not a curated record.
AUGUUGUAUUCUCAAAAAAAUUGGCUUCGGAAGUAGCAUCGGCUUUGAUUGAGGCUCCGCGGAACUCUAAUUUUAUCUUCGAUCAUCCGCACUUUCCAUCACCAAUUUUCCAGGAAAAAUGAGUGCUGGAGGUGCUGCGAUGCCUGAACUGGGCAGUAAAAUCAGUUUGAUUUCGAAAGCCGACAUCAGAUACGAAGGGAGACUCUUCACAGUAGACCCUCAGGAAUGCACAAUCGCCCUGUCAAAUGUGCGCUCUUUCGGCACAGAAGACCGCGAGUGCAGCUUUCCGGUGUCGCCUCAGAACCAAAUCUACGAUUACAUUUUGUUCCGUGGAUCCGACAUCAAGGAUAUUCGUGUUGUAAACACGGUCAAUCCUGUACCUAAUGAUCCGGCCAUCGUUACUUUGUCGGUGCCUCAGCCGCUUGCUAGCUCUAGUUUCCAGCAGCAACAGGCCCCCGCGCCCCAGCCUGCCCCGGUAUUCGGAGGUAGCGGCAUGUUGGGCCAGAUGCGCCAGAGUGUGCCUCCGUUCGGCUCGUCGUACAACUCGGUUGCGGCCAAUCUCUCUAGCGGCAUCCUGUCACACCAGGAUUCAGCGAAAAUCCUCUCCAGUGAGUGCCCUCAGGACUCAAUGUCCCCUCCGCGCCCCGGCGGCGCCAAAGUAGACGAAUCUCCAAUUGGCUUGUUGUCAGACCUGAUGUCAGGCAGGGCAAUGACGCCAGUCAAUGCUCGCAAGUCGCCCACCAUGGACCAGUCAACCCAAUCGGACCAGCACGGCAAAAGCCACCAAGUGGGUGCCAUCGGCAGCCGCGGUGCUCACAGACAACAGGGUGAGAGGGACGGCAGGGACUUCAACAGAGGUGGUGGACGUGGAGGGCCUCACAGGGGAGGAUGGAACAAUUACGACAGAGAAGGAUGGCAGAAUUAUGCUCAACAUUUGGAGAGAGUCGUUGACGCCUACAGCCAUGGCCGGAAUGAGGGUGAUAACCGCGGUUGGGGCCAACAAAAUAACCGCGGCGCACCCGGAGGAUGGCGCGGAGGUGCCCGUCGUGGACGGGGAGGACGUGGAGGCGCUCCGUUUAUCAGGGGUGGAGGCCCCCAGCAGCAAGGCGGCCCUCACCCUCAGCAAGGACAGCAACAGGGUGGCCCGAACGCCCCGAACCAGAAGAGAAACGUCCUCAAGUUUGAAGGGGACUACGACUUUGAGCAGGCAAACACUGAGUUUGAAAACCUGCGUUCUCAGCUGGCCAAAAUCAAGAUCACUGCCACAGCGGCCGGCUCGUCCAAUGUUGGCAUAAAAAUGGCAACUGCCGCCGACGUCACUCCUGGGCCAUUGAAGGCGGCGUUGAAUGGUGGUGAUACUUCAUCAGAGACCAAGGAAAAGCAGCCAGAAAUCGAGAACAAAGAUGAUGAGUCAGGCGAGUGUUUCUAUGACAAGGAGGUUUCAUUUUUCGACAACAUCAGCUGCGAAGCUAUUGAGCGCAGCAAAGGUGCAUCUCAGCGCACAGAUUGGCGCCAAGAAAGGAAGCUGAACUCGGAGACCUUUGGUGUUUCGUCAGCCCGCAGAGGCUACAGAGGAGGAAGGGGUGGUUAUUACCGUGGUGGAUCUGGCUACAGGGGCAACUAUAACAACAGGGGUGCGUUUCGAGGCAACCGCGGGGGUUACAACAACCAACGAAACCAGCAGCAGAACCAGCAACAACAGCAGCCACUAGCCGUUGGAGCCCAGCGAGGGAAGCCACAAAACUGAUUCAGGAAACGAAAUGAUUUGGACAAAUUAAUUCGACUGUUAUUAUUUUUAUUAUUUUUUUUGUCAAGCUCUGCGAGAGAUGUAGCAGAAAAGAAUAAUUGCAUCCAGUUAUUUAUUUUUUCUGGAAUGGAAUAGAAUUUCCGUAUUAUUAUUAUUUACACAGCAUUAAAUUCAGAUUCUUCUCAA